ACCCUUCCUCUCGCUUGUUCUCAGUCUUGAGUGCUGUGCUCCAAUUUGCAAUGCCAGAGUUCCGUUGUUAACAAGGCAGUUCUUCCAUUUUGAACACUCUGAAAAGGAGUAAUCUCUCACCGUUUUCACCCUUCUUCCGUACUUUUAGGCGGCCGGUACCUUUUUUCCGCGCGCAGAUAUGCCGAACAUCGUGCUUUUUAGCGGGAGUUCUCACCACGACCUGUCCCAGAAAGUGGCCGAUCGCCUCGGACUGGACCUGGGAAAAGUAAUUACCAAAAAAUUCAGCAACCAAGAAACAUGUGUGGAAAUUGGGGAAAGUGUGCGCGGAGAGGAUGUUUACAUCAUACAAAGUGGCUGUGGUGAAAUUAAUGACAACCUAAUGGAGUUACUAAUCAUGAUCAAUGCCUGCAAGAUUGCCUCCUCAUCCCGGGUCACUGCAGUAAUCCCCUGCUUCCCGUACGCCCGCCAGGACAAGAAAGACAAGAGUCGAGCACCCAUAUCAGCCAAGCUGGUGGCAAACAUGCUGUCUGUGGCUGGAGCUGACCACAUUAUUACCAUGGACCUCCAUGCUUCACAAAUUCAGGGCUUUUUCGACAUCGCCGUGGACAACCUGUAUGCAGAGCCUGCUGUUCUCCAGUGGAUCAGAGAAAACAUUCCAGAGUGGAAAAACUGCAUCAUCGUGUCGCCAGAUGCUGGCGGAGCGAAAAGAGUAACAUCCAUUGCAGACCGUCUGAAUGUGGACUUUGCGCUCAUUCACAAAGAAAGGAAGAAAGCCAACGAAGUCGACCGCAUGGUACUGGUGGGUGACGUUAAAGAUCGAGUGGCCAUCUUGGUGGAUGACAUGGCCGACACCUGUGGCACAAUUUGCCACGCUGCAGACAAGCUGAUAGAUGCUGGAGCAGUAAAGGUCUACGCCAUCCUCACUCACGGAAUAUUUUCUGGCCCAGCUAUUUCUCGCAUCAACAACGCCCCGUUUGAGGCUGUGGUGGUCACCAAUACCAUCCCACAAGAUGAGAAGAUGAAAGCAUGCACAAAAAUUCAGGUUAUCGACAUUUCCAUGAUCCUGGCCGAGGCAAUCAGGAGAACCCACAAUGGAGAGUCAGUGUCCUAUCUCUUCAGCCACGUACCACUGUAAAGAACAGGAAGAGGAGACCUGUGGCCUCCUUGCCCCCGUGCCACAUUUCAUGGCAUGAGAACGCCUGAUGGUUUUGGCCUUUCCCACGUGACAUUUCAGAGUUCAUGCUGAAAAGUUGUCAUGUGACAAAGUAUCAAUAGCUGUUCUGAAGACCAAGUUUGUAUUUAUAAGAUUCUCCUUUUUUGCUGUCAUGUAUUUUUUUUUUCACAAUCAGUGUUUCCAGAGGCUUCAUUUUUAAACCCAACCGGCCUUUAUGUACGUGUUACUUGUACCUC
This is a messenger RNA of Thalassophryne amazonica, 1410 nucleotides long. Its product is annotated as ribose-phosphate pyrophosphokinase 2. Lineage: Eukaryota; Metazoa; Chordata; Actinopteri; Batrachoidiformes; Batrachoididae. Bases 179 to 1135 code for a protein of 318 amino acids. Gene Ontology annotation, biological process: 5-phosphoribose 1-diphosphate biosynthetic process; purine nucleotide biosynthetic process. The transcript is spliced from 7 exons. Gene Ontology annotation, molecular function: ribose phosphate diphosphokinase activity; magnesium ion binding. Gene Ontology annotation, cellular component: ribose phosphate diphosphokinase complex; cytoplasm. The record is from RefSeq and is a predicted model, not a curated record.